UCUCAGCUGCGCACCGGCACCACCACAUCCUCUCUCAUCAACGGUUCCCGGCGGCCGAAACAAGAAACAAUGCAGACCCUUCAAUCUUCCCCAGCUGGUCCAGCCCUUCGCGUUUCCCCCAUAGAACCUCUCCGUAAACAAUCCCCUCAGCUCUCUACUUCAGCCAGAGUAGAUCCUAAGAAGCAGAAGAAACUAUGGAUGAAACCCAUCUCUGCUUCAGCUCCAAAAGGUUCCUCUGCUCCCAAGAGAGAGAAGGACCCGAAGAAGCGAGUGGUUAUAACGGGUAUGGGUGUCGCCUCUGUAUUUGGUAACAACGUCGAUGUGUUCUAUGAUCGUCUUCUCUCUGGUGAGAGUGGCAUUGAUAUCAUCGAUCGGUUUGAUGCUUCAAAGUUUCCCACUCGAUUUGGUGGCCAGAUUCGUGGGUUCAGCUCUGAAGGUUAUAUUGAUGGCAAGAACGAUCGUAGACUUGAUGAUUAUCUUAGGUUCUGUAUUGUUGCUGGUAAGAAGGCCCUUGAGCAUGCUUCCCUUACUCGUGAUGGCCUCUCUAAGCAGUAUUAAAGUAGUAUAAAACCUUCAAAGAUAGAAGUUGAAGGGCUGGCCCCUGAAGCGCCCUUGGUUGAUCGGGUUGGUGGUUACGGUGGCGGCUAUCUGGAAUGAGAGGAAUAUCAGAAGGCAUGAGGGAAUUUCUCAUAGCGCAGCUAUGAUUGUGGCAGCCAUUCAUAAGGACAUCUCCUUCAUUUGUAAUGGGAUGAAGAUUUCGCCCAAAUCUGGAAUGAUCUUGUUCUGAGCAGGAAAUUUCUUUGUGUCAAUGGCCAAACUUCUUCCCAUCAAAUAUUGGAAGUUCUUUGGUGCAAGCCAUUUUUUUCGUGGGUGAAAUUGAACGUUGAUGGCUGUUCCUUAAGGAAUCCUGGUAGAGCUGGUGGUUGAGGUAUUUUAAGAUAUCAUCAUGGGAAAAUGUUGCUCUCCUUUGGUUUUUCCCUAGGGGUGUCUACUAAUUUUCGGGCGGAAAUUUGUAGUAUCAUUAAGGGGUUGAAUCAUGCUCACAAUAUGGAUGUGAGGUGCUUAUGGAUUGAAUCAAAGUCUGCCCCUGCUGUUGUCCUCUUCCAACAUAGGCUCAUCCCUUGGUUUGUUUACCAGGAAUGGGCAAAUCUUUCUUGUUUUUUUGCUUAAGUUCAGCAAAGAGUAUAUUAAAAAGAAUGAGAAUAAUACAAAGAAGUCCAAAUAGACAAAACUGAACAAACUUAAGACCCAAAUCCACCUUCGGCAUGGCCAUCAGCAGAGAAGGCAUUAAGACUAAAUAAAUGAAGCUACAUCCUCAAAAGAAGCAUAAAAUUUACAAGAACCGGAACCUAGGCUUUUCCAUUGUGUCCCAUUCAAUAUCAUUUGCAGAAAAUCUUGGACCAGAGUCCAUUGAUUGGAAGAUCACCCACUGCUUCAGGGAAGGAAAUCCGGUGGCUGAUUAUCUCGCCAAAGAUGCAGCAAAGUCAGGGACUUCAGGUGUCAAAGAUUUUAUUCCUCAAUCGAUCAUAGAUGAGCUGAUCCAUGAUGAAGCUGGUCGCCUUAGUUUUCCUUUUUAUAGAUAGCGGUAGUGAGUCUCUGCUGAUGGCAAUGCAGAAGGUGGAGGCUCACUUCGUUUAGUUGAUUGAAUCAUUCCUUGUAUUCUUGCGCUUUUGUAAUUCUCUUCAUUCUUUUUUCUUUUCUCAAUAAAAUUCUGAUCUUUAG
Macadamia integrifolia is the source of this 1722-nucleotide messenger RNA. Its product is annotated as 3-oxoacyl-[acyl-carrier-protein] synthase I, chloroplastic-like. Gene Ontology annotation, biological process: fatty acid biosynthetic process. Bases 70 to 558 code for a protein of 162 amino acids. NCBI's taxonomy places the organism in Eukaryota, Viridiplantae, Streptophyta, Magnoliopsida, Proteales, Proteaceae. The transcript has 2 exons. Gene Ontology annotation, molecular function: 3-oxoacyl-[acyl-carrier-protein] synthase activity. The record is from RefSeq and is a predicted model, not a curated record.